Messenger RNA from Lytechinus pictus (painted urchin), 2664 nucleotides. Its product is annotated as tubulin alpha-2/alpha-4 chain-like. Gene Ontology annotation, biological process: microtubule cytoskeleton organization; mitotic cell cycle. Gene Ontology annotation, cellular component: cytoplasm; microtubule. The transcript has 3 exons. The record is from RefSeq and is a predicted model, not a curated record. Lineage: Eukaryota; Metazoa; Echinodermata; Echinoidea; Temnopleuroida; Toxopneustidae. Bases 243 to 1601 code for a protein of 452 amino acids. Gene Ontology annotation, molecular function: structural constituent of cytoskeleton; GTP binding.
GCAGAUCAUAAUAGCUACCAUAGAAACGUUAUGCAUCCUUUGUGGCUAGCUAGUAACACAUUCAACAUUUGCUGACUGCUGAAUAUUAGUAAACAAAACAUGAAUUAUGAAUACACGGCUGAUGUGAUAAACCGUCACAUUUGGGAAUUGCUAGCGCUACGCAUCGGACGUCCUCAGAGCAAUACACCUGUUUAAUCUAUUUUCUUAGCAUUUUUGUCACCUUCAACAAUAAAUCUUCAAACAUGCGUGAAUGUAUCUCUAUCCAUGUCGGUCAAGCCGGAGUCCAGAUCGGUAAUGCCUGCUGGGAGUUGUACUGCCUUGAGCACGGCAUCCAGCCUGAUGGUCAGAUGCCAUCAGACAAGACCAUCGGAGGUGGUGAUGACUCCUUCAACACCUUCUUCAGUGAGACUGGGGCUGGAAAACACGUUCCUCGGGCCGUAUUUGUCGAUCUCGAACCAACUGUUGUCGAUGAGGUACGCACCGGCACCUAUCGCCAGCUUUUCCACCCAGAGCAACUGAUCACCGGAAAAGAGGAUGCUGCCAACAACUAUGCCCGUGGGCAUUACACCGUCGGAAAGGAGCUUAUUGAUAUCGUCCUUGAUAGGAUCAGGAAGCUGGCUGACCAGUGCACUGGUCUUCAAGGAUUCCUUAUCUUCCAUAGCUUCGGUGGUGGCACCGGCUCUGGCUUUACCUCCCUGCUAAUGGAGCGUCUCUCUGUUGACUACGGAAAGAAGUCCAAGCUUGAGUUCGCCGUCUAUCCAGCUCCACAGAUCUCCACAGCCGUUGUCGAGCCCUACAACUCCAUCCUUACCACCCACACGACCUUGGAACAUUCCGAUUGUGCCUUCAUGGUCGACAACGAGGCAAUCUACGAUAUCUGCCGUCGUAACCUCGACAUCGAGCGUCCCACCUACACCAACCUGAACCGCCUCAUUGGUCAGAUCGUCUCCUCAAUCACUGCUUCUCUGCGAUUCGAUGGCGCCCUCAACGUCGAUCUGACAGAGUUUCAGACCAACUUGGUACCCUAUCCUCGCAUCCAUUUCCCACUGGCUACCUAUGCUCCAGUUAUUUCUGCCGAGAAGGCAUACCACGAGCAGCUCACUGUUGCUGAGAUCACCAACGCUUGCUUCGAGCCCGCCAACCAGAUGGUGAAGUGCGAUCCUCGUCAUGGUAAAUACAUGUCAUGUUGCAUGCUGUACCGAGGUGAUGUCGUCCCAAAGGAUGUCAAUGCUGCCAUUGCAACCAUCAAGAGCAAGCGUACAGUCCAGUUCGUUGACUGGUGUCCAACUGGCUUCAAGGUCGGUAUCAACUACCAACCACCCACUGUCGUUCCCGGUGGUGACCUUGCCAAGGUCCAACGUGCCGUCUGCAUGUUGAGCAAUACAACAGCAAUCGCCGAAGCCUGGGCCCGUCUUGACCACAAGUUCGAUCUGAUGUACGCCAAGCGUGCUUUCGUCCAUUGGUACGUCGGAGAGGGUAUGGAGGAAGGAGAGUUCUCCGAGGCCCGUGAAGAUUUAGCUGCUCUUGAGAAAGAUUAUGAAGAGGUCGGAGUUGAUUCCGCCGAUGCAGAGGGUGAAGAAGAAGGUGAAGAAGAAUUCUAAAUUCAUACAUUUCCAAUAUUAUGGGCUAUCUCGUCUAGCAAGUAAAAUCCUACAUUUUUAAAAUAGAAUCUUCAAUUUUUAGGUGUAUUUCUAUCUACAUUCUAAAAAAGGUUGUUACCCAAUAUUUGGUAAAAUGGGGACAUGCAUGUUUAUUGGGUUAGAAGAUACCAAAUAUUUUUUUUUAAUUUUACGCAAGGUUGCGUUGAAAUUUACCCUUAAAACAUGCAUUUUGCCCAAUAUUUAGGGAACAAAUACCCAGCAAACAUGUAUGUUCCCUUUCUAUCCAAUAUUAAAUUUUAUAAAAUUUAUUCCUUCCUGAACAUGUGAAGUAUUCAUUUUUUAACACUCUGUCGUUGUAUCCAGAGGAUCCUUAUUGUCAAAUCUGUAAAAAUGAAUUUUUGUAUAAUUUUAGAAAAAGAAGAAAUAGUGAGUGAGUGAGUGACAUCAUCUGGGGACCGUUUCAUGAAAGUUGUCAGUACUGACAAGUUGCCAUUCUCCGACAGUUACUAUGGUAACAGUCAGAGGCCAGUGCCUCUCAGCCAAUUAAUCGAAACCAAGGAUUUCACUAAACUUGUCAGCAUUGACAAUUUAGUCAGUGCUGACAACUUUCAUGAAACACCCACCUGCUCCCUUAUUUGCAUGUCACUAAGUUGUGGUUAUAACUAUUUUGUGACGAAUAAGUGAAAUUUUGAUAUGUUAUAUUAAUUUCUUAUCUUACAUCGAAUUUAAUGAUUUUUUAAGCGUUAUGCGUUUGAUUGUUUUCUUUGAUUCAAUUCAAUCUUUGCUGGAAUUGACUUGACCAUUAGCCUGCAGUUCGGAAUAUGGGCCAAUUGGAUACAAAAGUAUAGGCGCUAAUUGGAUUUUAUAGUGAACAUGCAUAGCAAUAGUUGAUAGGCUGAAACAAUGAGGGGGGUGUCACGGGUGUAGGAUUCGAUUCAUAUUAGGCAUAAAUGCUCAAAUGGUUUCAAAGUAAUAGCGUGUGUUACUCGAAUUUUGUUAGAAUUGUAAAAAUAUGAACAAAAUAAAACAAAAUCCAUAUUAAAUGAGCUAUCAAAACAAAUUG